UGGACUGGCAGAUGCAUUUGUUACUUAUUUACAUAAUAAUCCACCUAGCAGUCGAUAGUAUACCCACAUUAGUAACUGAUUCUGGUGCGGAAUCCUGCUGCAAUGAGCUCAUUACCCAGGGAGCAACACAAUGGAGCAGGCGGACAGUACAGCUUCCCGACUGCGAUGGAUUUGCGUCUGUGGUUUGGCCGUCUCGGUGUAUUCACUGUAUGUGAAAAUGAAGCUGACGGAGGACGAGAACUAUAAGCCAAUGUGCGACGUGAACGAUAACAUGAGCUGCUCUCUAGUUUUUAAAUCAGGUUAUGGUGAUGGCUUUGGUCUGGGUAGUAUAACCCAAGUAAAUGCGCCCAACGGAGCCAUCGGUUGUAUAUUUUAUGUCCUCUACUUUUUGAGCUCUUUCUUUCAUCAUCGUUGGCUGUGCUUGGCCCAGCUGAUAAUAUGCACUUUGACAUUACUGCUCUGCGUUUAUCUGGGAUUCCUGCUGCUUUUCGUGUUUUACGAUUGCUGUUUGGUGUGCGUGGCCAUCUACUUCAUACACACAUGGCUCUUUCAGGAAGUCCUGCGGCGAUAUAGACGGCUUUAUAUGUAAGAUUAAGUCAAGCUAAGCUGAAAUUAAGAAAUGAAAUUAAAGAUAAAGACCGAAGUUGAGCUACUAACCAGUGAGUUAUUUUAAACUGUCGACGUGUUAUGGCGCAUAUCUGAAUCAUCAUCUCUCGUCUUUUGACCCACACAUCUGGCUGAAAGCCGGAUGCUGAGC
Molecule: messenger RNA, 757 nt
Organism: Drosophila teissieri
Lineage: Eukaryota; Metazoa; Arthropoda; Insecta; Diptera; Drosophilidae
Gene: Vkor
Product: vitamin K epoxide reductase complex subunit 1
Exons: 4
Coding region: 131-589 (152 amino acids)
Biological process (GO): vitamin K metabolic process; peptidyl-glutamic acid carboxylation
Molecular function (GO): vitamin-K-epoxide reductase (warfarin-sensitive) activity
Source: RefSeq, a predicted model, not a curated record